AAUUAUUAGUAGUAGUAGUAACAUUGUGGAGGAUACAAUAUAUUUUUCUUAAAUUGCAGAGAAGUCCCCUGGCUCUGUUUUGGUGAAGUCGGUGCUCUCUCGUCUCUCCCUCCCAAAAGCAAUGAGUCUCUUUGGCAUUGGCAGAAACCAAAGAACAUUUCGCCCCAAAAAAAGUGCACCAUCAGGCAGUAAGGGGGCACAGCUGAGACAGCAUAUCGAUGCCACGUUAGGUAGUGGAAACUUGAGAGAAGCUGUAAGGUUACCACCUGGAGAGGACUUCAAUGAAUGGCUUGCUGUCAACACUGUGGACUUCUUCAACCAGGUGAAUCUGCUUUAUGGCACUCUCACUGAGUUCUGUACGCCUGAGAACUGCCCUACCAUGUCUGCUGGCCCUAAGUAUGAGUACAGAUGGGCGGAUGGUGUGCAAAUUAAGAAACCUAUUGAAGUUUCAGCUCCUAAAUAUGUUGAGUAUUUGAUGGACUGGAUUGAGAGCCAGUUAGAUGAUGAAUCCUUAUUUCCUCAAAGACUAGGUGCACCAUUUCCUUCAAAUUUUAAAGAUGUUGUAAAGACCAUAUUCAAGCGUCUCUUCCGUGUAUAUGCGCAUAUAUAUCACUCUCAUUUUCAGAAGAUUGUGAGUCUUAAAGAGGAGGCCCAUCUUAAUACAUGCUUCAAGCAUUUUAUACUGUUCACAUGUGAAUUUAACCUGAUUGACAAGAAGGAACUUGCACCCCUGCAAGAGCUCAUAGAAUCCAUCGUCCCAUACUAAACAAGUUUGGCACUCACCUAUUAUAACUAGCGUUUUGGAGACAUAUACGUGUUUGUUACACUCCUAGUAGGAAAAUCUGUAUUUGCAUCUCUUUGCAGCUUCAGUUUCAUCUUGUCUUGUUGCUAGAAUCUAACAUUUAAUUAUUAAAUAAGUGUGUUUCCAAGUUUGUAUGUAAUGUUAUUCUUCCA
Molecule: messenger RNA, 954 nt
Organism: Salvia hispanica
Lineage: Eukaryota; Viridiplantae; Streptophyta; Magnoliopsida; Lamiales; Lamiaceae
Product: MOB kinase activator-like 1A
Source: RefSeq, a predicted model, not a curated record